GCCACAACAUGUGGCAACCACCAACUUCUGCAUUGUACUCUGCGGCGGCCUGUCUAGUUUCUCGGGCAGACACGGGCUAUGUCGAUUGACAUACAGAAGCGGAUCAAGGACAACGCUACAAGCGUGUCUGACUUCUUCUCGGACCUGUACAAAUGGACGGAGGAUCAGGCCAAAGAAGAGCGCCGGCGAGAAAUCCGAAAGACAGCCCAACAGCUUGGAGUGCCUGAGGCACAGAAGCUUGUGGCAGCAAAGACUGCCACACAGAAUGGACAAAGUGAUGCCACUGAGAGGACGGAACCCAUCCGCCGUGACUGUACUGCCAUGGCCCAGUAUUACAAUGAUUGGGAUCAAUAUGAUCCUGAUCAGGAAGUGCAGAAGAUAGAAGAAGAGGCUUUUCAGAAGCAACGAACAGAGAGGGAGAUGCGGCAGGCAGACCAAGAUCGGAUUCUAGAUGAAAUGGCCUUGAAGCCUGACGGAGACAGAAGCCGAACUUCAGCAGCCAAGCCCCGUGUCAAGGUGUCGGUUCGGCGCAGUGGUCGCAAAGUUGCUCCUGUGGACCUAGCUGCGCCUCGCAAAGACGAGGCCAAUCGCCUCUUCAGUGCAGGUCGCUACAGAGAGGCGAUUGCGGCAUAUACGGCUGCUUUGGAUUGUUUGGAUAAAUACGAGCCGCCGGAAGCAGGUGCACUUGACAGCAACAAGCAAGACGAUUGUGCUGGGGAAGAGCAAGAAGCAAUUGCCUUGAAGGUGGCCCUUCUGGCAAAUCGUUCUUUGGCUUGUCUGAAGCUGGAGGACUGGCGCGAAUGCUUUGUGGAUGCUUCUGAGGCUCUAAGAUUUGAGCCUUCCCAUCAUAAGGCGAUGCUGCGCCGUGGUUUUGCGCUGGCUCGCAUGAAGCGCUGGGGCCCUGCGGCAAAAGAUCUCGAGCGUGCAGCGAGCAGGGAUCCUGCAGAUAAGAAGGCAUCCGCAGAGCUUCAAAUGGUCCGCCGCAUGUUGGCAGAGCAGGCUAAGGAAGCGAGAGCUCACGCCAAAUGCGUGAUGUGUGAUCCCACAAGACACUCAACUAUGCCAAGCAGAAAGUUGGUUGUCAAAGUGAGAAGAGGCGAUCGUGCAGAGGAGGUGUCAUCGCAAGCAGCGCACGCAGCAGUCUCACUAGACACUUGCGAUUAAAAAAGCGGGAGUCUUUUGUGCGCAAAUGUUUGCCUUUUAAGUGUGGUU
This is a messenger RNA of Effrenium voratum, 1212 nucleotides long. NCBI's taxonomy places the organism in Eukaryota, Dinophyceae, Suessiales, Symbiodiniaceae. The record is from the annotation of a GenBank genome assembly.